Amphibalanus amphitrite is the source of this 5762-nucleotide messenger RNA. RefSeq lists its product as uncharacterized. Lineage: Eukaryota; Metazoa; Arthropoda; Thecostraca; Balanomorpha; Balanidae. Gene Ontology annotation, biological process: Golgi organization; endoplasmic reticulum to Golgi vesicle-mediated transport. Gene Ontology annotation, molecular function: small GTPase binding. The transcript is spliced from 11 exons. The record is from RefSeq and is a predicted model, not a curated record. Gene Ontology annotation, cellular component: Golgi apparatus. Bases 173 to 4669 code for a protein of 1498 amino acids.
GCACAUGAGCCGUGAGAGCCGGACCUGAGAGCGGCGCUCCGAGCGCCGGCACACCGCGGCACGGAGGACGCCGCCGGACACCGCGCAGGGGGAGGAAUUUAGGUGAUACAAUUUCACCGUAUCCUUGCAAUUGAACAUUAAAACGGCUACAGAAGAAACAAUUUCCUCAUCGAUGGAAGAUUCUCAGCGAUGCGUGGAACUGCUCUGGACUGCCAAGACAGAGCAGGCCUAUUUACAAGUGCUGGCGGAUGAAACCCACAAACAACUGAGAAUCAGGGAUGACGUCAUCAACACUCAGGAAGAUAAACUGCAACAGAAACAUUCCACUCCGUGGGCGGCGCCCGACGAGCUGCCCCAGCUGUGUCACCAGCUGGUGCCGGCCCACGAUUUCAUCAGCGCCGCGGUCACCGGUGUGGUCGCCCGGUGUCUGACCUUGCGGAUGGCCGAGUUGACCUCCGCCAAGGCCGCCGCCGCCGCCACCGACGACGACGACAAAGGCACAGACGGCGGCGGAGAGUCGGCCGAUACUGCGCCGCCGCGGUCCGGUCCAACGGCGCAGACGCCGGGCGGCCACGGCUGCUACUCGGUGACGCCAGAGGGUCCGACAGCGUCAGCCGGUCUGGUGACGACAGAGGGGCGCCCGACACGUGACGGUGAGUCGGCAGAGGCCCGGGGGAGCUCCCAAGACGCCGCGCUGGCAGCCGCCGCCGGGGUUCAGACGGAGGGCACAGCCGGGCCGCCGGCUCCGCCGCUGGUCUCUGUGGAGACUCAGACAGCAGCAGACACUCUGUCGGAGCAGCUGGCGCAGAUGGCGGAGGAGAGGGAGGAGCAGGCGCGGCUGGUACAUCACCAGACCGAGCUGCUGGCGCAGCUGCACAACCAGCUGGCGCGCUCAGCUGCCGAGAACGAGCGGCUGCAGCGGCACCUGCAGCUGGUGAACGCGCUGUUCGAACAGCUGCAACGCAAGGAGGCCGAGAGCGCCGCCGAGGGCGCACAGAGCCCGCCCCGGGACGACGCUGACGAGAUGGACGGAGCGGAGGAGGACGGCGGCGGCGGUGGCGGCGGAGCUGACCUGGUGGAGAGGGUAGACACGGCGCACGGCCGCCGAAUGGUGAUCCACGUCAGUCGCACCUACCUGCGGCUGCGAGACCUCAUCCUGGAGAAGCGCUCGCUGCUCAGCGAGAUCGACAAGCUGCGCGGCUUCAACCAGCAGCUGGAGCGCCGGCUCACCAAACAGGAGCGCCGCCUGUCGAACGUCGCCGCCGAACUGCACAGCACCUGGGGGCUGGUCACCAAGCUGAAAAUCCAGCACGCUCAGCUGCACACGGCCGAGUCAGUGCUGCGCUACGAGCUGCGCGAGAAACGCAAACUCAUGAGCCGGCUGCGGGGCGAGCUGGAGGGCUCUCGGCAGCGGUCUGUGCUCGCCAGCCAGCUGAACGCCGAGUCGGAGCUGGAGUGGCGUGCGCUGCGCAGGGAGCUGGACCAGAGGAAGAGGGAGAGGCUGGUGAGGCAGGCCCGGAUGGACAGUGCGGAGACGGGGAGCGAGCCGGCGGCCGCUGGGGAGGACGGGGAGUGCCUGCCCGGAGUCGGGCCCCUGCUGGAGCGGAGCGCCACAGACGACAGUCAGCAGGACGGAGAGUCCACAGAGUCUCUGGCCGAGCAGGAGGCAGCCGGCCUGGACACCUCCGUGGCCGAGUCAGAGUCGACCGAGUCCGAGUCGGCCGGGCGCAGGACGCCCGAGCCACAGCCGACCGACUCGGUGGACUCGGCGGCGGGCGCGGCUGGCCCGGUCGAGACCAGCUCGCAGCGGCGGCGCCGGCUGGUCAGCCUCGAGGACCAGUGCCAGCAGCUCUACACGCGGCUGGUGUCGACCACGGCCCGCCAGGUGGCGCUCAGCUCACGGCUGGCCGAGCUGCACGCCCAGCACGGCGCCAGCGAGGCCGAGACCACGCCCGAGACGUCGGUGGCCAGCAGCGAGGACACGGCCUAUGCCAGCCUGGCCGACACGCCGCCCACUCCCACCGAGGCCGAGCAGCUGCCCGCCGACCGGCCGGCCGCCGCGCCGCCGCUGGCCGCCGUAGCCGCCGUCACCGCCGUCACCGCCGAGGCCAUGCCGCCGGUGACAGUGGCGGCGCAGCGCGUGGCGGUGCAGACGGACGCCGGUCCGCGCUCGCUGCCGCCGCUGCCGGCCUCGCAGCUGGCCACCGAGACGGCGCACCGGGCCGGCGGCGCCCGGGCGCUCGUCUCCGCCGUGGUGGCGCUGAGAGAGACGCCGCCGGACGCGGCAGGGAGGGCGGCAGCCGGCGCAGAGGAGGAGUCUGAUACAGAGGGGCCCGACAACUCGCUGGACGAGGUUGCCGACGAGCCGGAGGAGGCACAGGACCCGGAGGGUGGCGGGGCGGCGGCCUGUGAGGACGAGGUGUCCCGCUCCACCGCCGACCUACUGGAGAAGGUCGGCCAGUUCCUGAGCCGGACGCGCCGCGGCAGCGUGCCCGGCCGACCCGCCGCGGCGCCGCCGCCGGCCGAACCGGCCUCGUCGGACUCGGAGACGGACGAGGCGGCCGAGGCGGACCGGCUCAGCGGCACCUCGGCCGGCUGCAAGCUGAUCAGCCUGCUGCCCAGCCGGAUGGUGCACCUCCGCAGGGAGCGCGAGCAGCUCACCGAGCACAUCGCCCGCCUGCAGGCGCAAAACGAGCGCAUCGAACAGAAGCUGGCGCGGAUGCGCACCGAGCGCCGGGAGCAGCGGCGCCGCGGCCGAGAGGACAGCACGGCGAAGGAGCACCUGGAGAGGCGGGUCCAGCAGCUGGAGCGACAGCUCAGACUGCAGCUGGCUGAGAAAUACGCUGUGACCGCACCCCCGCCUACCGAGCCUGACCGGCAGCCGUCCAGCAGCAGCAGUGCCCAGCAGGAGGGUGGGAGUCUCACCGACGCGACAGAACCCGGGGAGCCCGGAGAGCUGCUCGACAACUUCCCGGCGCUCCAGCCUACCGACCAGCCUGAUGCUGGGUCCGUAGACCUGCACCGGGCGGCAGACGGACUACUGGAAAACUCAUCACAGCAGGGCUCAUCCACACUUCUCAGCAGCCCCACGGCAGAGAUACCCGGUCCCGGAGCCUCGUUUAUGCUUCUGCAGCCCGAUCUUCAGCAUGCACAUCACACGUCACUAGAACAGAGCACUUCCAUAAUUCAUCAACCCGAAGCUACCGAGAUGGCUGCCGAUGCGCAGCGACCGACGGAACGUCAGCAGGAGGCUGGGUCCCAGGUACAGGAGGAUGAAGCCACUCCUCAGACUCAGCCGAGUCCUUCUCAGGUCAACAUUACAUCCCAAAGUCAUUCCGAUAGGGAAGCUCAGGUAGUCGUGUGUGAAGAAACAGUUCUCCGCGAAUUACGAACUGAUACUGCCAGUCAGAGCUGUGACUCAACAGAGCCCCGCCGGGGACGAGAUGACGUCGCCACACAGACUGAUGACGUAUCUGAACCAGUCGCCAUCACCGCCUGUAUCAGUACGGUCACCGAGAGCACCGUCACAUCACCGGUCACACUCGACUCUCAGACGACCACGGGAUCUGCGCCGCGUCUGCCGCCCGCUGGGAGCCCUGUCACCGAGUCAGGAUCUGCGCCGCGUCUGCCGCCCGCUGGGGACUCGACCACCGGGUCAGGAUCUGAGCCGCGUCUGCCGCCCGCUGAGAACUCGACCACAGAGUCAGGAUCUGCGCCGCGUCUGCCGCCCGCUGGGAGUCCUGUCACCGAGACAGAGCCUGAGCCGCGUCUGCCGCCCGCUGAGAACUCGACCACCGGGUCAGGAUCUGAGCCGCGUCUGCCGCCCGCUGGGAGCCAUGUCACCGAGUCAGGAUCUGAGCCGCGUCUGCCGCCCGCUGGGAGCCGUGUCACCGAGACAGAGCCUGAGCCGGCCGCUGGGGACUCGACAGACCGUCAGUCGCCUAAGGGCUUCCUAGGACCCGCGGCGGGCGGCGCUGACAGUCCCCCAGCGGCGGGCGGCGCUGACAGUCCCCCAGCGGCGGGCGGCGCUGGCCACCGACCGCCGGACCAGCCGCUGGCCCAGCUUCACAAACAGCUGGCUGACGCCAGGGGACAGCUGCGCUCCGUCCAGGACGACUGCCGCCGGGCCAGGCAUGCGCUACAGCAGAUGCGUGCACCCUCGGAGUACGGAGGUGCCGCUGAAGUGGCGACUGCCUCUGGUCAGGAAACAGCAGCAGUUUGCCAGAGCGGCUCGGCGGCCCCUACCGCUGUCAUCGCCCAGAAUAGCUGUCUGUGUUCCACACCGCGCGUCACCUACGGCGAGUUCAGACGACGUCUAAGUGAACGACUACACAACCGUCCUGCCGCAACGCGCACAAUUCGUCAGAAGUCUGGCUCUAUCUUCAAGCGGUCCGUCAAGUGCUACAUGUGCCAGAGCGCCCUGCGACCGCUGCUGGCCCGGCGCGUCACCUGCCGCGCCUGUGGCCAGCUCUUCUGCCGACGCUGCGCGUGCCUGGCCGUCCGCCUGCCCGCCACCGGGGAAAUGCGGUUUUGCGUUCACUGUUUCUACGACUUAUCGGCAAGCAUGUCUUCGCUGCAUCCCGACAAAACAAAUCACGAAACGUCCAGGACAACGGGCGGCGAGUCUGUCGAUAGCGAGGGCGGCCGAGCCGGCGGCCAGCGCACCUGACGUUCGACAGACACCUUCGGACCCUGGGCUCGCUUCUUUUGUAUAAUUUCGAGCGUCAGUCACGAGACGCACCGCUGGCGGUGACUAUGUGCCGCUCUGCUAACUGCCGUGACAGCAGGCCGCUGUGACCCACCUACCGGUGGAUUGGUGUCCAGAUUGAUAGCCCACCAGCUCAUAUCGCUCCCAACUGCCAGCGCCACUGCCCCAACUCGUGGUGUUUCUCAGAGGAAACUGGCGAGUGGAGAUCAUCACAAACAGUUGACACAAAGCCGCUAAAACGAAACUGUAUGUAGAAUUAGAUACGUCGCGAGGUUCUCAAUGUUUGCUAGCAAAUUAGCCAAAGGGAACGACUUCUUCAACAUGCAUGCACAAGAGAUCAUUAAUGGAAUUACUACGAGACCAUCCUUUACUGGUAGAUCCGCCACGACAAAACAGCUGACCUCUAUGUACAGUCGUAGCUUAAUCAAAUACCGUCUGGCCGGCAGUCACAUUCAGCCCAGUUAUAAUCAGAGUCUCUAAAGCGUUACUUUAAACUAGACUUACGAUUGCCAGAAAAGGUGGCAACAGGAAAACGGUACAAUUAAAACUUCUGCCUACUUCAUCUAUCUCAGACGCUUGUCUUCAUAGCUGGCACGGAUCCAGAGAACAGUUUUAAUCAUCGUUUUUACUGGCAAGCAUAUCACAUACAGAGCUUUCGUUGCCAUUUUUGAGCGUUCUUACAGAAGCAGUCAUAGGUCAAAGCGUGCUUACUUCAGUGGGCUUCUUGAAGGCCAUUGUCAAUGAAGCGUCAUGCAGAAAGUCGCGCCCCGAUGAGAUGUCUGUCGUAUAGCGUAUAGUGUAUCGCGUGAAGGUGGUUUGGACUUUGGAGCGCCCGAUUUGUGUUCAGCCGUGGCGUACUGUGCUUUACAACAGCUCGUGCAACUGCACUCGUGUCAUUUUGUGCUGUGGGUUGACAUCGAGCACACCGUUAUCGUAUCCACUGUUUCUGCGUCGGAGAGUUUAGUCUGUACUAAAUCCUGUCACCCAUUGUUCGCAGUGCAACGUGUAUUUCCCCGUGUAUUGUUUUGCAAUAAAUAAAAAUGCAUUAUGUUGU